This is a messenger RNA of Myripristis murdjan (pinecone soldierfish), 2182 nucleotides long. RefSeq names its product phosphatidylinositol-specific phospholipase C, X domain containing 1, tandem duplicate 1 (gene plcxd1.1). The record is from RefSeq and is a predicted model, not a curated record. NCBI's taxonomy places the organism in Eukaryota, Metazoa, Chordata, Actinopteri, Holocentriformes, Holocentridae. Bases 496 to 1476 code for a protein of 326 amino acids. Gene Ontology annotation, molecular function: phosphoric diester hydrolase activity. Gene Ontology annotation, biological process: lipid metabolic process. The transcript is spliced from 7 exons.
UGCCUGCACAUCCUGCACCGCCGCGGGGAAACACACGCUUCACUGUGUUGCUGUUGUGAUGCGUCUGAAUGAAUGGAGCGGCCAGCGCACUGUUCCUGUUGGUGGAUAUUUAAGAAAAUUAACAAGCGUUUAGACGGCCGCUGUUUACUUGGGUUUGAGUGCCCAGUGUAAGAUGCAGCCCACGCCGGGCCGGGCUCUGCAGGUGUAGGGAGGUGAGGCUGAAGGACUCCGCAGGCUGCCGGGGAGCUGCCAGGCGCCUGGAAACGCGGCCACGCUCUAUCGCCCCAUCAAACCAUACAUUUUUUAUACAGUCAUGACAUUUUCUGCUGUUUGGGAAUGGAUCGCUGUCUCCGUUACAGCCGUGUACUUUUAGUUAAGCGUUUUCCCACAUAGCUGGUGUGUGCCUGUGUGUGUUUCGGUGUGCGUGUGUGCGUGUGUGUGUGUGUGGCGACUGGAGGGAGCAGCCGCUGCGGGGAUCAGACGCCAGAGCCAACCAUGUCAUCAGUCGUGGUGUCCGAGGUGAAUGAGCUGACAGACCUGACAGACCUGCCCAUGGACAGCUGGAUGGCUCAUCUGCCCUGUGCAUUGUGGGACAUCCCCCUAUGCAAUCUGGCCAUCCCAGGAAGCCACAAUGCAAUAACGUACUGUCUGGAUAUGAAUGACAGGUCCCCUGUUGACCUUACUCAGCCAGAUAUGCUUCAGAAGUUGGACAAAUACAUGAAGCCCCUGAUCCGUCCAUUUGUUUACAAGUGGGCAGUAACACAGGAGUCCACAAUAAAGCAGCAGCUGGACUGUGGGGUCAGAUACUGCGACCUGAGGAUUGCACACAGACCCAACGACAGCUCCACUGAUCUGUACUUCUACCACGGUGUUUACACCACCGUCACCGUGGAGACUGUCCUGAUGGAGAUAGGAGAGUGGCUGGACGCUCAUCCCAGAGAAGUGGUCAUCCUCUCUUUCAGCCACUUCCUCGGCCUGAGCCCGGAGCUCCACAUGCUGCUACUCACAACCAUAAGGAACGUGUUCACCUCGAAGCUCUGUCCCAAAACGGAUGCGGUGACCCUUCGAAACUUGUGGGCUUUGGGCUACCAGGUGAUUGUGUCCUAUGAACAUCACAUUGUUAACUAUCACAGCGACCUGUGGCCACAUAUUCCUUACUGGUGGGCUAACAAAUGCAAAGCAGAGGCUCUUAUUGAGGAGUUUGAACACAGGAAACAACAUGGCCGGCCAGGAGGUUUAUUUGUUACAGGAAUUAAUCUGACCGAGGACCUAAAAUAUAUCUGCUCCCACCCAACAGAGUCCCUGAAGGACUUGGUGAUGUCCACAUAUCCGACCCUGUUGAGCUGGGUGAGGGAGCAGACCCCCGGCUCCAGAGUCAGCUCGCUCAAUAUAAUUGCUGGGGACUUUAUCACAGAGAGCCAGUUUGUACCAACUGUGGUUGCACUGAAUGAGAAAUUACUGAAAUGGUCCUCGUGAGUUUUGCAAUAGAAACCUUUACUAAUAUGCAUUGUUCUACAGAAAAAUGUGAAUAGCAGCAUGAAAUACACUUGUGCUUGUUUUGUUGAGGGACGGUAAAAUACUCAAGUUACUUGAAAUAAUUUAAGAUAUAAAUGCACUUAUUUGAGACAGUGAAAUGUAUAUUUCUGUCUUGAAGCUGCUUGAAAACAAACGUUAUCUUGACCUGCACUUGUUUUUUGUAUUUGUUUACAUUCAUCCUACUCUUUAUGCAAAGUACUGUAUCUGUUUUCACGAGUCGGCAAGGUGGGCAGUUUUAUGAUGUUACUGUGACCUAAGCAAUAAUGAUGAUAUGACUAAUCUCACCUUAACUUUGGCAUUUAGAUAUGCAAGCACAAAAAAUAUUACACAGAGCACAUGAGACAAAACUUUUCUAAAUGGUUAGCAAGCAAGCAAGUAUGGUUCGCAAGUUUAAAAAGUAGCGUAAUAGUACUCCCUCAAUACAGCACUAUAUCCAGCCAUGUAUUAUGCAUUUAUCCAUAGAGAAUGUUACCCCGGCAUAGGAAGAGACUAGACAUAUAUUAAGUGCAUGGAUACCCUCUCAGCAUGAACCCAGGCUUGACUGUUCCACAUCUGAAAUUGACUUUGCUGUAGCCAACAAUGUAGGCCUUCAUUUGAAAUAAAUGCCGCACCUCUGUGCCUGUGGAGAUCAGCUUUUUCAAUAAAC